Piliocolobus tephrosceles (Ugandan red Colobus) is the source of this 6468-nucleotide messenger RNA. It is a transcript of the gene ZNF510, whose product is annotated as zinc finger protein 510. The coding region runs from base 274 to 2232 and encodes 652 amino acids. The record is from RefSeq and is a predicted model, not a curated record. The transcript is spliced from 6 exons. Lineage: Eukaryota; Metazoa; Chordata; Mammalia; Primates; Cercopithecidae. Gene Ontology annotation, biological process: regulation of DNA-templated transcription.
AACGGAUAUCCUGCGUUUUCGUCUGCGCAUGUGCAGUCGCCCCAGUUUCCGGCUUCCACCGCUCCUCGUUUGCGGGUACGGAGGGUUCGCAACUCAGGAAGUGGGGAGCCCCAGGAACAGGAGUCCCACCAAAAAACUGCCCUCUGACAGAACAGAGACCUCGUCACGAGGGCUUCCGAACAGACGCAGAAGAACCCAGAGAGGAGCAGGUCUUGAUUUGCCCAACGGGCAGCAGUUCUUUAUCCCCUUGCCCAGAAAGCUCCAGACUUGGUGAUGUCGCCACAUCCAGAAGCCAUCACAGAUUGCGUGACACUGAAUACUGUGGGCCAACUUACAGAAGGUGGUUAUCCUUUACGGUUCUCCACACUCUUUCAGGAGCAGCAGAAAAUGAACAUAUCUCAGGCGUCAGUGUCAUUCAAGGACGUGACUAUAGAAUUCACCCAGGAGGAGUGGCAGCAAAUGGCCCCUGUUCAGAAGAAUCUGUACAGGGAUGUGAUGCUGGAGAACUACAGCAACCUCGUCUCAGUGGGGUACUGCCAUUUCAAACCAGAGGUUAUCUUCAAGUUAGAGCAAGGAGAAGAGCCUUGGUUCUCAGAGGAAGAAUUCUCAAACCAGAGUCACCCAAAAGAUUACAGAGGUGAUGACCUGAUCAAGCAGAACAAGAAAAUCAAAGACAAACACUUGCAGCAAGCAAUACGUAUUAAUAAUAAAACAUCGAGUACAGAGGAAGAGAAAGUUUUGGGGAAACCAUUUACUCUGCAUGUAGCUGCUGUUGCUUCAACAAAAAUGUCCUGCAAAUGUGACUUAUGGGGUGUGAAUUUGCAAAGUAUUUCUGAAUUUGUCAUUAAUAAUAGAAACUAUUCAACAAAGAAAAUAGGUUGCUGUAAUGUAUGUGAGAAUUCACCUUUCAAAAUUAACUUUGAGAAAACUCAGACUGGAGAGAAAUUUUAUGAACAUAAUAAAAACAUGAAAGCUGUCAAUUAUAAUGAAAAUCUUCCCAAGCAUCCAGAGUUUCACACUUUGGAGCAAACUUUUGAAUGUAAUAAAAUUGGAAAAGCCUUUAAUGAUAAGGCUAACUGUGUUAAACAUAAGAGUCCUCACACAGGAGAAGCAUCCUCUAAAGAUGAUGAAUUUAGGGAAAAUUGUGAUAAGAAAACUCUCUUUGACCACAGGAAAACUGGCACAGGGCAGAAACACCCACAUCUUAAUCAGUGUGGGAAAUCCUUUGAGAAGUCACCUGUGGAGGAAUAUAAUAAAUUUAACAUGGGUAUAAAACAUUAUGAAUUAAAUUCAAGUGGAAAUAAUUUCAACAGAAAGGCAUACCUCACUGAUCCUCAAACAACUGUCACAGAAGAGAACCCAUUGGUAAACAGUGACAGAACACAGACUUGGGUUAAAUCCUCUGAAUGUCAUGAAAAUAAGAAAUCCUACCAGACGUCGGUUCACAGAGUUCGCCAGAGAAGUCACUCGAAGAUAAAACCCUAUAAAUGUAAUGAAUGUGGGAAAUCCUUCUGUCAGAAAGGACAUCUCAUUCAACAUCAGAGAACUCACACAGGAGAGAAACCAUUUGAAUGUAGUGAAUGUGGAAAAACUUUCUCCCAGAAGUCACACCUCAGUACUCAUCAGAGAAUUCACACAGCAGAAAAACCCUAUAAAUGUAAUGAAUGUGGAAAAACAUUUGUCCAGAAGUCAACCCUCAGGGGACAUCAAAGAAUUCACACAGGAGAAAAACCCUAUGAAUGUAGUCAAUGUGGGAAAACUUUUGUUCAGAAGUCCACCCUCAGAGAUCAUCACAGAAUCCACACAGGGGAGAAAUCCUUUCAAUGCAAUGAAUGUGGAAAAACAUUUGGCCAGAAGUCAAACCUCAGAAUACAUCAGAGAACUCACACUGGGGAGAAAACUUACCAAUGUAAUGAAUGUGAAAAAUCCUUCUGGCGAAAAGAUCAUCUCAUUCAACAUCAGAAAACUCACACAGGAGAGAAACCAUUCAAAUGUAAUGAAUGUGGGAAAACUUUUGCCCGGACAUCAACCCUCAGAGUGCAUCAAAGAAUUCACACUGGGGAGAAACCAUUUAAAUGUAAUGAAUGUGGGAAAAAAUUUGUCCGGAAAGCAAUCCUUAGUGAUCAUCAGAGAAUUCACACAGGGGAGAAACCCUUUCAGUGUAAUAAAUGUGGGAAAACUUUUGGCCAGAAAUCAAACCUCAGAAUACAUCAAAGGACUCAUAGUGGGUAGAAAUCAUAUGAAUUCAGUGAAUAUGGGAAAUUAUAUAAGAAGUCAACCCUAAGCAUAUACCAGAAAAUUCAGGGAGAGGGGAAUGCCUAUUGAUGUAACAACUAGAAAAUCCUUUCGACAAAAAGAAUACCCCAUUUGAUAUCAGAGAUAUGCAAAAAACAAUUGAGGGUAGUGAAUGUAAGAAGACAGUCCCAGAAGUAAACCCUCACAGUGAAUCAAAGAAUUCACAUAGGAAAGAAACCAGAUGAAGAUAAAUGCAGGAGGAAUUGUGUCCAAAAGGCAACCUUCCGAGUAUAUUGAAGAAUUCACACAGGUUUCUCUUCUCUUUUCAAAGUACUAUGGAUAGGCCUGAAUGAAGUCAUACCCUAUUAGAUAGCUCCCACACAUCACACAGGCUGGUAAUCUCUUCACCAGUACCAGUUUCAUUUUAUUCCAGGCACAUAGUCCAAAUUUCCCAAUCUCCUUUUCAUCCAGGUGGGACUUUGUGACUGGCUAUUAAGAUGUGGAUGUCCAUCCCAGUCUGAAAAAUAAAGAGACUCCCCUAACAAAUUACCAGGGCCCUGUCACAACAAAAUGGAUAUCAUUUCUAGGACAAACUUGGUUCCGUGCUUGAAUGCAGCAUGGUACAAGAUAAGUCAGCGUGCCUGAAUGAAUAUAUGCAGCAAAAUUCUCUUCUGCAUCUUUCCCAGUUGAACAUGAUGUGAACAAAAUUUAAGCUUAUACAGUAGUCCCCCCUUAUCUGCAUUUUCACUUUACGCAGUUUCCAUUACCCAUGGUCAACUGCACUUUAAAGUUAUUAAAUGGAUCCAGAAAUAAACAAUUCCUACAUUUUAAAUUGCACCCAAUUCUGAGUAGUGUCAUGAAGUCUCAUACCCUCCUGCUCUGUCUCCCAUGAGGGUUAUUGAAUCAUUCCUUAGUGUAGUGUACCCACACUAUCUGCCAGUUAGUCACUUACUUGGCAUUUUUGUUAUCAGAUCACCUGUCAGGGUAUGGCAGUGCUUGUAUUCAAGUAACACUUAUUUUACUGAAUAGUGGCCUCAAAUUGCAAGAGCAGUUCUGGCAUAUUGUUAUUCCAUUUUAUUAUUAGUUGUUAAUCUCUCACUAUGCCUAAUUUAUAAAUUUAACUAUCAUAGGCAUGUGUAUAUAUAGGAAAAAAAUAUAGUAUAUACAGGGUUCAGUAUACCUGUGGUUUCAGACAUCCACUUGGGAUUCUUGGAGAGCAUCCUUUGUGGAUAAGUGGGGACUACUGUAUUCUGUUGAGCAUUUACAUGUUUGAGUCUAUUUGUUUCUACACAUUAUUUAGUUAUCUUCUGCUAGGAAGGCAGAAAGCUGCUGUGUAAGCCAAGCUUAAGUCAACCAGAGGGCACAAACCUUAUCAGGAGGUUAUAAAGUCAAGGAGAACCUCAAAUAUGAUCAGAGAAUUGUGGAAAAGACAUCCUUUCAAUGUAAUGAAAUUGAUAGUACCACCUGAUACGGGGCUUUGCAUGAACCUAAAAGUCUGUUGGCUGAAUGGUGAGCAGCCACUGUGCAGUUCAACGUAAUUGUGCCUUGCUUAAUUGCACAAAGGUACUUCCUCCACACCUCCUGACACCUCCAUAUAUGCCAGCUACAUCUGCUUUAAGGAGGAGUUUUCCCUGGCUCCAAAGGCCGUUGGCACCCAACCAAGUAUGGGAAACCUCCAAGGAGGGGAGGGGCUCAAAUUUGUAUGGCUUUAUUGAAUCCAUGCCCAAGACAACAUCUUACUAGUUCAUGUGGGGGUCAAGGACAUCUAGAUUUAGCUAAUGGCGUUUGGGUAGGGAAGGCAAACAAAUGUAAUAACCUUAUGGAUGAGGUACUUUGGGCAAGUGGAGUGUACUACAGUUACGUUUACAUCUGAAAGUAUAGCAGGGAUUAAUUCCCAUCAGUUAUGGAGAGAAUUCUAAUUCCCUUUAAUUCGUGUAAGUCAUAGAAUUCUAAUCAGGAAGAAUUGUAUGUAAAGAUACGUCUGAGGUCCAACAGCUCUGAUCAUUUUGGGCUUCAGGUCUCUGUGACUGGUGAUUUCGUGGGUUGAAACUUCUGGCAAAAGGGAGCAGCCCUUGGGAGCUGGGGGAUGGGGUUGACUUGAUUCCCUGACAAGGCUUCCAGGUCCAUCCCUUCUGAAAAGCAUCUGUUAGUUUACUCUUGGGCUCUUUUACACGUUGGAUAUCUCUUCCCUGGGUAGAGGGCUCUGACCUAAAAUUCCAGUUUGGGAGUGUGUUAUCUUGGACUCAACAACUAACAAAAUGAAAAGGACCCAGCAAGCCUCACUUGUGGAGUGAAAAUGGAGCAUUCAGGAAAGCAGCUGUCCUGGCCCCACAGUAUGUCAGCUGUAUAUGCAAUAGUAGUAGCUGUCUCUUAAAAGGGAAAUAAUGUAUCCCCUCUUUCCUGAAGGAAGCAAAGUUGCUGGCUUAUAGAGUCCUCAAUUCAUAGAGGUUACUGUAAUUGGGCCUGGCUCACUGAUGGUUUCACUAACUGAAACUACUAGGAUCCUACUCAGUGCCGUUAAGAAACCCAGAGUGAAACGGUCACUCCUCUCAGUGGAAAGAACACAACGUUCUCAGCUCUGGCCAAUACUCCAUUUGAUGAACCUUGUUACAUUUUUGUUAAACCUUGGGCUCUGGAUGUGGCCUAGCUAUUUGGUAUUCUAGUUGGAAAUUAUAUAUUAAAAAGCACCCUUUUCAUCCUUUGUACAUGGGGGGUAAAAGUCACAGCUGCUUAGUACAACCAUCUGGGUUGCUCACGUAGAUGCCCAUAAAGAGACUAUUUUCUGAUAAGACUGACUGGAAUCAAGCUUCCGAUUGAGCUUUCUCCAUCCAGAUUCUGACCAUUGCUACUUGGAUCCAUCAUUUUACUGGUAUGGCAAAAAGUCACCCAUUUCACACUGGGUACAAAGUAAAGGGCUCUUUAUCUGAUGCUUCCAUUGAUGUCAUUGGAUACAAGAAUUUACAAAAUUUUUUUCCUUCUGGAUAAAUAGCAAGUACUUCAUAUGCCAUUGAUUAAUUCAGCUUUUUCCCACUGAUUUUAAAUAUCUUUAUAUACUAAAUUGUCAUUUGUAAAUAGUGCAUGUGACUGAUUACACAUUCUGAUAUUUUAGUAACAUCCUUUUGUGAAUAGGACUGGCAUGUAUAGGAGCCAUAAAACUGAUCUUUCUGGCCUGCUAUUUAAUUUUUCACAGAAGGAUAAUUGAACCAAGUUUGGAAAAACAUCUUAGGAUUUAAGAAAUAGAAUAUCACAGACCAGUUACAUUGUAACAGGAGAAGUGCCAGCAGCCUUACCAAGAAAAUGCAUUGACAAUAGGAGAACAUAAGGUUACCCCUGGAGAGAAGCAGAUAUGACAGGAAGAUUAAUGGUACACAACCCAGUUAGUACCUGUUAGGACCAGUUAGUCCCUGAGAAUCAAAACAUCACUGUUUACUUGGUUUUUUUAAUACUUUGUAAUAUAAAGCAAGUCUUUCUUUAAACUUUUUUUACUCAGACUCAGAAAGAAAAUAUUUAAAAUCAUCUCUCUCCCUGCCCCUUUUAAAUAGGAUAUUUGAGGAUUAUGAUUGGGUUUGAUAUUAAGGAUCAGGAACCCUGUAGGGUGGAACUGAUUCACUCGGGCGGCCUGAGUCACUGGGAGGCCAGGUGACAAAGCCCCAUGACUGGGGACUCAUGCGUUACCUGCUGUCCCUUAGCAGAGGUAGGCCCACGGGAUACCUUUCCAUACAAUACGUCACCAAUUGGAGACCAUGGUCUGUGCUCUAGUCACGUAUGCUCCCUCUCCCUGCCUGGUUGAUCUCCUUAGCAACUCACGGUCUUUUGCUCUGGCAGAUGGAUGCCUCAUCUAGAGACCCUGGAGGAGUUCAUUCUCUGUGUGCCCACCCAUGAAGGGCCUUCAAGCUAAUAAAGAUAGAAAACAAGGCAGGAAUUUUUGUCUGUUUUAUUCACAAUGUAUCUCAAACACAUGAAACAGUCCCUCUUUGUAUUAGGCACUAAUACUGGCUGAAGGUACAGUUAUCUAAGUGAAAUCUGAACAUUGUUCCUUUUGAUGUUCCAAGUUAUCUUUUGAGGUGAUUAAUUUAUUAUAAAUAGGUAAAAUAUUGCUAUAAGUUCUCCAUUUAUGGGUAUUUUAUAAAUUUUUAAAACUUGUUAUUAAUCUUCAGAAGUGUACAGAAGUGUUCUUCAGAUCUUUGUCAACCAAAACAUGUAUUUUCAAUAAAUUGAGAUUCCCAGUUCAAA